Molecule: messenger RNA, 5328 nt
Organism: Poeciliopsis prolifica (blackstripe livebearer)
Lineage: Eukaryota; Metazoa; Chordata; Actinopteri; Cyprinodontiformes; Poeciliidae
Gene: akap1b
Product: A kinase (PRKA) anchor protein 1b
Exons: 11
Coding region: 161-2638 (825 amino acids)
Molecular function (GO): RNA binding
Source: RefSeq, a predicted model, not a curated record
UUGAACAGCUGUUUGCACUGUUUUUACAGAUUGAGGCAGAUCGGUUAAACACGUGGGGAGGAGAUCAGUAAAGCGAUUGAAAACAUUCAAACAGCUUUGUUCCUAGCGGGGCAGCAUUGGGGACCUUAAAAUACUGUGUAGCAUUUGGUGUCUCGUCGAAAUGCCAGUUCGGUUUCGGUCUGUUGUUUCCUACACGAUGCCUGGAGUGCUUGUGCUUAUUGGCUGGUGGUGGUACACCUCGAGGAAGAAAGAGCGACCCGUCGGACAGAAAAGCCCCGAGGUCUCUUCAACUUCUGUGAGCUUUAAAGACUCUCAUCAAGAUUGCAACAACGGUUUGCUAUAUGAAGAGGAAAGCCCAGCCUUCACAAAUCACAGCAAGGAGAACUCAGAGAAUGAAAUUAUUUCCCAGACGCCUCCCCAAGAUCCUGAAGCGAUAUCCUUACUGGAACAAACGUGCAAUGAUGUUCGUUUCUGCGGCAGAACGAUACACGAGGAAGCAGACCGACCAUCAAACAUAAUUACACCAACAUUUAGAGACAGUGAUUUGGUAGAGGAAUCAAUGAAACCCCUCAAAGGCCCCAAAUAUGACACGACCCCUGACUUUUUUGGCGAGUUGGAGAAAUGCCCAGCCACAGACUUGGAUCUUCUUCCAGAAGACUCGGUAGAGGAAGUUGCUUUGUUGUCCAAUGAGUCCAAAGACCCCAGAUUUUCUCCCAUGGCAAUAAAUCUUUCGGAUGCGGAGCGGCCAGAGCCAGAGGGUGAAGUUGCAACGCAUCACAGUGCUGUAAUUUCACAAGAGGAGGCCGUCUGCUUAUUCACAUCGGCCGAAACACACAGGAUGGCGUCGUCAGACGGAGACUCUCUGGAAAAUGCCAUUUCAGCACAGGAUUUACACAAAUGCAUCCUCACCAGCACACCUACCAUCCUUUCCUCCGAAGUCCAGGGCACUUCCACCUCUUCAGAUAUAUCAGUGGAUGUGCAUUCUAAGGAAAACCCUCAAGAAAUGAGUGAUCUGGAGAUACUGGCAGCUGGACUCAUUACUGAGGUCCUCUCUGCAGCCACACAAGAAGUUCUCGGGACCAGCAGCUGUGAUGUUGCAGCAAACACUAAACCCUCUAACAUGAGUGUUAUUCUGGCCGAUGACACUCAAUCCUCACAACUUGAUCCAAUGAUGGAAGACUUUCCUGCUGAUGCUCCCUCACAGGAAAACCAUGAGCAUACAGAAGCUGCAGAGAAGGAAGUCCAAGCAGUGCCAAAAGGUUUCUCAGUGACUCCAGAGUGGGGAAAUGUCGAAGCAAGGAUUCUGAAAACCAACAGCGCACAGAAUGCAGCCUGGCCAACACUACCACACCAAAGGGAAACGCUACUUAAUAGAUGUGAUGAUGCUGCAGUGCUGAAUGAAGACUCGGCUUGCAGCACAUACCACUCUGAGGAAGGGAACAGCAGCGAGGACCUGCAGAGCAGCAUGCUGGGGAAUCCAGCAGGUGUUUUAAAGAUUACAGACUCAUCAGUAAAUGAAACUGCACCGCCUCAAUCUGAAGCUGGGAGCACCACAGAGGAAGCUGGAGGAAAUUCUGAUGCUGUGUGUGGCAUAAAGAAAGUUAACGGGGACGACCUGAGGAACGGAGCUCAUGGGACAUGCGAGUUGGACACAGAUCAGUCUGGAGGUUCUGAUGUGAACAGCAUGGACUCUGUGGACAGCGGCUGCACUAUGAGUAUUUGUGAGAACCAGGGCAACAACUCUACAUCAUCUACCUCAGAACUCGUCAUCUGGGAGAUCGAGGUCCCAAAGCAUCUUGUUGGACGAUUGAUUGGGAAACAAGGGAGAUAUGUCAGUUUCCUGAAGCAGAACUCUGGUGCAAAAAUCUACAUUUCCACUUUGCCUUACACACAAGAUUUCCAAAUCUGCCACAUUGAAGGUUUGCAGCAACAGGUUGAUAAGGCACUGUCAUUUAUUGGGAAGAAAUUUAAAGAUCUAGACUUGACAAAUCUAUACGCACCUCCACUCGCGUUGCCAUCACUUCCCAUAACCUCUUGGCUCCUUCUGCCUAGUGGAGUGACGGUUGAAGUGAUUGUGGUCAACAUUGUGUCAGCUGGCCACAUCUUUGUCCAGCAGCACACCCAUCCCACCUACCAUGCUUUGCGGAGUCUCGACCAGCAGAUGUUCCUUUGCUAUUCCCAGCCGGGAACUCCAGCUCUGCCCUUACACUCUGAAGUGGGUGUUAUCUGUGCAGCCCCAGCAGUGGACGGAGCCUGGUGGAGAGCUCAGGUCAUCAGCUUCUAUAAGGAAACUGAUGAGGUGGAGAUUAGGUAUGUCGACUACGGGGGUUAUGACAAAGUGAAGAUCGAUUCACUCCGACAAAUCAGAUCGGAUUUUGUGACACUACCCUUUCAAGGUACAGAAGUACUGCUCGACAACGUUGCUCCACUUCCAGGGGAGGAUUGUUUCUCGACGGAUGCUACGACCACAUUGGAAGAAAUGACCCGAGGUGUCGCCUUGCUAUUACAGGUCUCACACUACGACAACAACACUGGCCUCCAAUUUGUCCACCUGUGGAACCUUGUUGGAGAAGAGGUCAUUUCAGUGAACCGCACUCUGGCAGAGAGAGGUCUGACAGUUUGGGUGGAUGGAUUCUGAAUUCACUGAUUACCAUAGAGGCUAACAAACUCACCCACAGAAAAACUGAAGGAAACUGAAGUUCCUUGUGGUCAGCAGAAGCUGACCCAGCUCAUCCUAGGGAUCCCAACUGUUCCAGGCACGUGACUGAAAAGAUUGGUGUUGGGUUUUUUUGGUUUUUUUUUUUUUUUUUUUUUUGUGUGUCUGUUUGCGUUUUGUUGCCCCAUUCUCUUUUCUCAAAUCGGCUCUUCAACUCUUCAAUUCAACUGACAGCAGAGACUUUAUUCUCAGACAUAGUCGACAGGGAAACAGCAGCUCUCUUAACACAGACUUCUGUCCUGGAAAUACAUAAAGAACAAAUGUACAUGUAAUCUUUUUUUUUUAAACAGUGAAUGUAAUGUAACAAUAAAGGCUCAAAUUAUAUAUCACCUCCCAUUCUGCCCUAAACCACCUAGCUCCACAGACUGUGGCUCGUUAUGCCGCAUAUGAGGACAGACGCAUGCGACUGUAUUUUUAAUUUUUUGGUAGGUCAGUUUAUUUUCUGUUGGACUGUGUGGUGGGGAUGUUGGGUGACAGAUGAGGCAGCUUUAGAUGGACCAUUCCUGUCUCAAAGUGAGACAGGAGGGUAACUUUCCUCUGCUCUUUCUAUUCCCACAUCUGGACUGCAUGUUCUUAGAGGAUCCCAUGAUUCCUGAUUUAAAGAAAAAAAAAGCACUCCCAACUGGUUAAUGAAAGAUGGGUUGAUUAAAAUCUCACUUAUAGAAGAUUCAUUUUGCUGACCUCUUUUCAGGAGGUGUACCAUUGCCAUCAUGUGAACUACAGCAGGUUGUAUUUGUCUGACAAACAUACACAUUGACUUUAUUUUAUAGUAUCUUCCAAUUUCAAGACCCUCCCCAACAUCCUACAGGUACAGAAGUUUUAAAUGUGUGAACAGCAAGUCUUCUGUUUGCUUUCAUCUUAACCAUUGUGAAAGUUGGAAAGGACUUCUGCUGCUGUGGCCCAGAAGUUGAAAUCAAAUUCAUGUCCUUUGAGUUAACUGUAAAUCUAAAUAAUUACAAUUGUGUGGUUGAGCAGAGAUCUUUUUUUUAUUUUUUUCUAGAUGGGAGGUUUGUUGUUCCACAAAUCCUUGAGGUUUGUGGAGCAGUUUGAAGAACACAUGGUAUAUUAGAGAAACACUACAAUGUUUUUUGUUGUUUUUUUUUUAUGCUGCUGUGUAAUUUGGAGCUGCCGUCACGUUUCACUAAAUUCAGUUUGUUGUAAUGAUGUCAAACCAUUCAAUAACUCAUGUACUCGGUGAGCAAUCAUUUCCAUAUUGAGGUCUGUCAUUAGAAUCUGAAUAUCAGAGCAGGUAAGAUGCAGUUUUGCUGGCUGUGGCAUUCAGGUCUGAUGCUCAACUGUCACCCAAAAUGAAUAUUGCAUCAUAAAAAUCAGUUUGUUGGAAAGUUAUGUGAACUUAUACAAACGUUAGAUUUAGAUGUUUGUUGUGACACCAGUUGAAAAAAAUAUCUUAAGACAGGAAAUGUAGUCAGUUACCAGAUUUCCGUUUGAUAUUCAGAAGAAGCCAUAUUUCACAGAAUUCUUCCUGUUGUAUCAUUCCAGCUGGUGAUGUGGCAUUAGGUCUGUUACCGCAGAGUUAACCUGCUCUUGAUCGCUGACAAAAUCAAAAAGGCAGUUUAGGCAGCCGAGUAGAAUGCGAUAAGUGCAGCGUAAAGUUCCAAAGAGGAGAGUUUAUUAGGACUCACUGAAAUAUUUCAAUUUGCAGAGGAGAAAAACUCCCAGUUUGGAUUGUGGCACAGAUCCAGCCUCUGUGACAGACACUAAUGUGUAUGAACUUACCUGACAAACAUCAAACUAAACAGGAAAAUGUAAUUGCUGUAUUAUUGAAGCCAGGAAGAACCACUACUCUGUCACUUUAACAAAACAACUGUCAACAUAUUCUUCCCAGUGAAACUUCUUUUCUCAGAUAAGCACUUACAGUAGUAAAUUAUUUAGUAUACAUGGUGUCGGUGUGCUUUAUUUUUAAUACAAUCACGUUAAAAGAAUUGAAACUGAUUUCCUGCCUUUUUGUUUUUACCCAAGAAAGGCCGAAUGGGUUUCGUCAUAGACUUGUUUUUCCAACUGACAUGUAAAAGCUAAUUCUAAUACAAUUCUCAUACUUAAUUGUUUUUGUUUUUUAUACCUAUUAAUAACCUUAAGCUUGCCCAAGUAAAAUUUAAGGAGAAAGAAAAUCCAGCCAUUGGAUCAGGUUAGACAUGCACCCCCUGUUCAGGCUGUGUAUGUCUAACCUGGCUCCUCAUUCUGGGCUCCAUUCAGUCACAACAUUUCUCAGUUGCUUGUGUUUUUGUCCCAUAAUGUCUGAAAUUACCAGUUGAGUAGUUAAGUCAAUAGCCCUUAAGACAUUAAUUUGAGUUUUGUCCAUUUCUCUGUAAAUAAGAUUUGUAAUUAGUUUUCUGCGACACUGGAAAUUUAAGUGUGUGUGUGAGCGUGCGCGCGCGGUGGGGCGCAAUGCGUUUGAGUCAUUCUGUCCUUCCCUCAUUCACCAUUUUCAAAGAGUGGAUUCCACAACAAGCUCCGAUUUGAACAUUUAAGUGGGUGUCAAACAGCUGUACCUGAAAGCAUUUAGAUAACAUGUACAUAUCUGACCUUGUUAGAUACGCUUUAAUUUAAUUGUACAGUUAUAAAAGGGAAAAAUAAAGAUAUGAAGAGUUUAA